This is a messenger RNA of Salvelinus sp. IW2-2015, 1234 nucleotides long. Its product is annotated as eukaryotic translation initiation factor 5B. The record is from RefSeq and is a predicted model, not a curated record. Lineage: Eukaryota; Metazoa; Chordata; Actinopteri; Salmoniformes; Salmonidae. Gene Ontology annotation, cellular component: mitochondrion; cytoplasm. Gene Ontology annotation, biological process: translational initiation. Gene Ontology annotation, molecular function: translation initiation factor activity.
AGGUUUCCAGACAGGACAGUAGGCGUGGGGUAUGCCUGGGCUAGGCUUCCAGACAGGACAGUAGGUUUGUGGUGUAGUAACAGUCGUUUUCUCUGUCAUUCUCCACAGACACAUUGCUGUGUUCCCCACUAAGCUGAAGAUCCUGCCUCAGUUCAUCUUCAACUCUAGAGACCCCAUAGUCAUGGGAGUCAACGUGGAGGCUGGGGUCCUCAGACAGGGAACCCCAAUCUGUGUGCCCAGCAAGGGGUUUGUGGACAUUGGCAUCGUGACCAGCAUUGAGAUCAACCACAAGAUGGUGGACAGUGCCAAGAAGGGCCAGGAGAUCUGUAUAAAGAUCGAACCGAUCCCCGGAGAGGCACCCAAGAUGUUCGGCCGACACUUUGAGGCCACCGACAUCCUCGUCAGCAAGAUCACCAGAGCGUCCAUCGAUGCCCUGAAGAACUGGUUCAGAGACGAGAUGGGCAAAUCUGACUGGCAGCUCAUCAUGGAGCUCAAGAAGACUUUUGAAAUCAUCUGAACGGAAGAACGGGCACACACCUUCAUGUCUUCAGACGGCCGCAGCACACUUACACACAAACACACACACCACUGAUCAUGUGACACCUGAUCAAAGACACACACACACACACUUGUUCAUCACACCCAAGUAUGCAUACAUCCAUAAAUGGUGGGAGCAGUGCAGUGUCCCACUUUCCCCCUCUCCCCCAUCCCCUCCCCUCUGGUGGGUGGGGGAGUGUAUUUUUAGAGGGGAAACAGUGUUUUUCUGUGAGAAACCAAACUAUUUCCUGCUGUUGUUAACAGUGACAGUUUAGACAGCAUCGACACACACACUAUUCCAACCUGCCUGUUGUUUGGAAUCAUCUUGAGUUUUGUUUUUCAUUUUGCCUCUCACUCUCCACAUCCGUCUGCUGCUGGAGUCCUGCCCCCUGUAAUCACUCUGGUGUUCAGGCUGYGGUGAGACAGGAGAGGGGGCGUGUGGGAGUGAGGAACGCUGGGUCAGGCGUCACCGGAACCACAGAUCUACAGAAUUCAGCAAACUGGGUUUGACWAGUUUCCGUGGGUGCCAUGUUGGCACCGGAAGUCGCAAGGAGAAUGACAUUCCACUGAGAAUGCAAAUGAGAACCUUAUUGUUAUGACACGUUGGUUGCCAACAUGGAGGCUAGUUUGCUGAACUCUUUAUAUCUAUCACGGAUCAAGGGGAGCUGUGCGCCAAAGGCCUGAGCCAAUUAGAAGA